ACGCCAUGUCUGUAGCAGCAAUCACAAACAUGGAGGCGCAUGGACCAAAAGACGAGGUGGGUCAGCUUGAGGUCUCGCAGAAGAAUCUUCUUUCCUCACACUGGGCCUAUGUCGAUGGUGCUUUCUUCGUGCCCUCAAAGUAUCUGCGGCAGCCCAGCCAAGGCCCUCUGGUGUCUGACGAAACUCUUUGCGUUCUUGUGUACUGGAAGAUCAAGGACUAUGCGAAGUUCCUUGCUGGAGUCAAAGAUUUCCAGCACCUCACGAGGCAGGAGGAGAAAGUCAAGUACUACGGCUUUUGCGUGUAUGGAUCGAAAGCCAUCUGUCGCGAGGGCUACGACUCUGCCGAAGGCUUCUUGGAGCAUUUGCAGAAUGUCGAUGGACCGCUAAAGACCGCCAUGCAGUGCGCCGAUAUUGAAAGUGUGGAAGUUCACGGUCCUUCCUCAGAGGUCAACAAGCUACGAGAGCGGUUGAAGAGCUUCCCAGCUGUGUUCUGGCCAUACCCCAACGACUCGUUCUUAGCUCCAGCCCAGUUCUCAUGCGAGCCACUGCGUGAGGCAGAGGAGCAGCGGAUUCGCCGCGAUGCCGCCGACCGCUAUGCGGCGGAUAAGGCGCGCGCUCGGCAGAAGGCUGUCGACCGCUCUCGGAGGGAGCGCGCUCGGCAAAAGGAGGAGGAGCGCGCUUGGCAAGAGGCUGUCGAACGCUCUCGGAGGGAGGCGGAGGAGGAGCUUCAGGCUAGGACGGCGCAGCUGCAGAUCGCGGUGGCGGCUGCGGAGGCGGGUGAUUUCGCGCCGCUGGUGUCGCUGGCUCGCGACGGCACGGACGGGCAGAAGGAGCAGGCCGCGAGGGCGCUGCGGAACCUCGCUUGCAACGCCGACAACCAGGUGGCGAUCGCGAGGGCGGGUGGCAGACGUUCCGCAGCGGGCGCAGCCUAAGGCUCGACCGCAGCCAGGCUCGCACACUAUUCGUGCGCCUGGUGGGCAGGGUGGAAGAGCUGCCGCAUCUCCGCUCGGAGAGAACCGCGUGCCUGCGUGUGCCCUCCGGCGCCACCCAUCUGAGCGGCGCGUGCGACGAGCGGGGAGAAGCUGCGAAGGCAGAGCGGCCCUCGCAGAGUCCAGAGACCUUGCGCUCUUGGCACGGACUAAAGACUGAGCGCCUCGCUCUCGGACAGCGAACGCCAGGCGCAGCACACGUGGCGCAGCACACGUGGCGUGGUGGCUGGUGCACAAUGUGGUCGGGUGCAUGCUGGGCGGGUUGUAUGCACGCGCCGCCUCAAUGGCCGCGCACGCCUGUCACUGUGUCCAGACGGAAUUCCCGGCGUUGAGACUUGACUCUUGGACUGUCCCGAUCGCUGUCCCGGUCGAGUCAAAUGUCAAUAGGCUCUCUCUCUCUCUCUCUGUGGGGAGACAUUUUUGCAGUGUAUGUUUCUCGGCGCC
Molecule: messenger RNA, 1433 nt
Organism: Emiliania huxleyi CCMP1516
Lineage: Eukaryota; Haptophyta; Isochrysidales; Noelaerhabdaceae
Exons: 1
Coding region: 6-932 (308 amino acids)
Molecular function (GO): protein binding
Source: RefSeq, a predicted model, not a curated record